AGACAAACUGCCCCUGUCGUUUGGAAUAGAAGUACUAAAUACUCUGCUCCUAGCCCGGGUUAGGGUGGCUAAGAUGCCGCCCUGCCCUCCACUGUUUUCUCCCUCCAGGGGUCACUGGAAACGGAUAACACUUCUCUGCUCUCCUCUCUCCCGGAUCUGUAAAUUCCAUUGCCAGCAGUCUGGUGUCCCAGGUCUGGCGCUUCCUUGGCUGUGGACAUGAAGAGGUUACUCCAGCCCUGGAGCCUGCUGGGCUGAGUUAGUACUUCCCCUCCACAUCCAGGAGCUCUCCAAGUAACAGCCCCCUUUGCAUCACGGAAAGGGGAUAGCAGAGCAGGCUGGGGACACCGCUGCAGUAGGUCGCAGCAGGGGUUCUGUCAGCAUGUGUUGUCGCGUGGAUCCCCACUGUCAGGCCAGGCGGCCGGGAACUGGAAGGCAAAGGCAUCCGGAGGAGUGAAGGAUGAGCCAGCGACGCAGGUGCCCCUUCAGCUGCAGAGCGCCCACUGGAACUGCUGCUGCUGCUGCUGCUGCUGCUGCUGCUGCUGCUGCUGUUGCUACGCGCACGCCUCUCGCUGUCUCCCCAGGCUGCAGCGGCCCCUGGGACCCAGAAGCCGGACUGGAGCCGCAGAGAUCCAGCCAGGACCCGGGAGCCUCGGACUGCCGCCUGUGAGGCAGCUCCCCAGGGAGCCUGGGCAGUGCUUUGCUGGCUGCCGGUGCAGGUCUGGAGCCCUCUCUAGCCAGUGUGGCCGAGGAGCAAUCAUCUCUUCCCGAGACACAGGAGCGGCCCAUCCACAUCCAGGUUUCUUUCUUGGGCAGAGGAAGUAACUCCUGUUGGGGCAGCUUAGAUUGAGCUGUACAGCUAAGGCUUGUACACCACCUCCUCGUUUGUAGACCCUUCGGGUGUCAUUUCUCACCGGUCGGGUUUGAGGGGAAAAAAAAUAAGAAAAAGAAAAAGAAAAAACUGCAAGAACAGAGCAGAGUGCGCAGCCUUGUAAACUUUGGAGGCGGGGACAUUUUCUUGAAGGGGACAAGUGGCCCCAAAUCUACCACUGUUCUCAGGCUAGUGGCAAAGCCUGUUGGUGGGACAACCAGCCACAAGGCCAACAGCAAGGACCUUCGACCGUCAUGGAGUCCAUGUUGACAGCAUCCAGUUCCCCCACAGGCCGGGUUACCUUCUCCCGUGUCUUCGGCCAACAGUGUCAGCUGAUGGAAGCAGCUGUACAGUCAUUGCACACCCUAAAUGACCAGAUUUCCCAUUUCAUUGUUACCAAGUCGAAGGCACUGGAGGAAGACGAUGACCCCUUUCUACCCACGGAGAAAGAGACACUGAAGAACUCGAUGAUAUUGAUGAGACAUCUCUUAAUGGAUGCCCAGCAGGGUGCCUCACUCAGCCUGGUUCUCAUUGAUUCCCCUCUACCCUCUGGCCAGUGAGAUCCUAGAUCUGCUCACCCGUGCUGGGAUUAUAGACACACACACUUCUACAUAUGAGUGCUGGGUUGUCAAAUCAAUUUCUCAUACCUGUAUGACAAGCAUUUCCCCAAAUGAAUGGUCUCUUAAAUCCCAAAUGAUAUAAUGAUAUAUACAUUAUAUACACGUGUGUGUGUGUGUGUGUAUUUGUAUAAACAUUUUUUGGCUUGGUUUUG
Messenger RNA from Arvicanthis niloticus (Nile rat), 1640 nucleotides. The record is from RefSeq and is a predicted model, not a curated record. NCBI's taxonomy places the organism in Eukaryota, Metazoa, Chordata, Mammalia, Rodentia, Muridae.